AUGGUUGUUUAUUCUCUUUCUGACUUUGUCUAUCCCGUGCUCUCUCCUGCACUCUCUCCCCUGAUUUCCCCUGUGCUCUCUCCUGUGCUCUCUCCUGUGCUCUCUCCUGUGCUCUCUCCUGUGCUCUCUCCUGUGCUCUCUCCUGUGCUCUCUCCUGUGCUCUCUCCUGUGCUCUCUCCUGUGCUCUCUCCUGUGCUCUCUCCUGUGCUCUCUCCUGUGCUCUCUCCUGUGCUCUCUCCUGUGCUCUCUCCUGUGCUCUCUCCUGUGCUCUCUCCUGUGCUCUCUCCUGUGCUCUCUCCUGUGCUCUCUCCUGUGCUCUCUCCUGUGCUCUCUCCUGUGCUCUCUCCUGUGCUCUCUCCUGUGCUCUCUCCUGUGCUCUCUCCUGUGCUCUCUCCUGUGCUCUCUCCUGUGCUCUCUCCUGUGCUCUCUCCUGUGCUCUCUCCUGUGCUCUCUCCUGUGCUCUCUCCUGUACUCUCUCCUCAUGCUACCAUCAGGAGCAUACGAUGCACCGCGGGUUUCGCCAUCUUCGCUCACAGCAGGACCUCCUCAUUCGCAAGACUGAGACCCCCUUCUCCCUUGCCCUCUCUGCUGUACUCCGCCUUUUUCCAUACCCCCCCCGCUCCUCAUGGCAUCCGCCCCCCUCUUCUCCUUCUCUGCUCGGGACCUCCUCUCAUUCACGAGAACGAGACGUGGGCCACCCUUUACUUCUCCCUUACCAUCUCUGCCCCACUCCUCAAGGCUUUGGAGGAGAUGGAGCGGUUUCGUGUGGAGGUGGCGAUGCAGAGAAGCUUGGCUGACCAGUGUGUGCAGAGGGAACUUGCGCUCUCCCAGGAAAACGCUCAGCUCAAGCAACACCUGCUGGACGUUCAGCAGCACCUGAAAAUAGUGGAGGCCGAUCGACAGGUGCUAUUGAGGCUGCAAAACCUGAAGCAGCGCAUGUAG
Messenger RNA from Closterium sp. Naga37s-1, 942 nucleotides. The record is from the annotation of a GenBank genome assembly. Lineage: Eukaryota; Viridiplantae; Streptophyta; Zygnematophyceae; Desmidiales; Closteriaceae.